This is a messenger RNA of Micromonas pusilla CCMP1545, 2331 nucleotides long. RefSeq lists its product as uncharacterized. The record is from RefSeq and is a predicted model, not a curated record. Gene Ontology annotation, molecular function: protein binding. Lineage: Eukaryota; Viridiplantae; Chlorophyta; Mamiellophyceae; Mamiellales; Mamiellaceae. The transcript has a single exon. Bases 1 to 2331 code for a protein of 776 amino acids.
AUGCUCUUGGACGAGGGCGCGGACCCGCGCGUGGGCGUCGGCGGGAUGACCCCGCUGGGUCUCGCGGUGAUGACGCGUCAGUCGGACCUCGUGAAGGCGCUGCUGAGCUGGCGCGGCGGCGACGGGAAGAAACAGAAGAAGCAGCUCCCGCCGGUGGAAGGACUCGGCAUGGGCCUCGUCGGCGGCGGCGACGGCGACGAGGGAGGAGACGACAAGAGAGACGACGACGACGGCGACGGCGGCGACGAAAAAGCCAUCCCGUGCGACGACGCCUCCGCGAUCGCGCCGCCCGGCGACGACAAAAAGGCGUCGGGCGGUAAGAGCAAAAAGACCAAGAAGAAGCAAACGCUACAGAGGGUGGACCCGGACGAGCCCAUCGACGCCGCGGUCCUGGACGACGGCGACCCCGACGGCGCCGGGAUGUGCCAGUGCCCCGUGUGCCAACGACGCGACAACGCCCAGGCGCCCGGCGGGAUGGACGCGUUGGACUGCAACCUCGCGUACGGCGGUGGUUCGGGCGGCUCGAAAAACCCGCUCGCCGCCGCGCUCGGCCCGCUCGACGGGUACGGCGCGGAGCGGCAUCUCACCCCGCUCGCCGCCGCCGCCAAGCUCGACGACGCGGAGACGGUGACCGCGCUGCUGCUCGCCGGCGCGGACCCGGAGCGCUCCUCCGGGGGCAUGCCGCCGCUCGCGCACGCGUCCGGGAAGGGCUCGUGCGCCGCGGUGGUCGCGCUUCUGGACGGCGGCGCUAAGCUCGAAUCCGGCGCGUCGCUGCCGCUCGUCCGCGGCGACCGACGCGUGCUCACGCCGCUCGGCGUCGCCGCGGAGGCGGGCGAGCUCGCCGCCGUUGAGCUCCUCCUCGAGCGCGGCGCGGACCCGAACGGGCCUCCGGGCGCCGGGAUGGAGCCGCCGCUGUGCUGCGCGGUGACGGACCCGCCGGACGACGACGACGGCAACCCCGUCGUCGGCGUCGUCAGAGCGCUCAUCGCCGCGGGGGCGGAUCCGAACGCGUCGAAAGAGGACGCGCAGUCGCCGUACUCGCCGCUCAUGGUGGCCGCGGGCGCGGGGUCCGUCGCCGUCGUCAAGGCGCUGCUCGACGGCGGCGCGGACCUGGAGCACGUCGUGCGCGUCACCGUCGGCGACAGCGGCGGGCCGAGAGGCGGGCCGGACCGGAAGUGCCAAAUCACCGCGCUGUUGCACGCGGCGUAUUGCAACGAGCUCGACGCGGUGCGGUUCUUGUUGCUUCGCGGCGCGAAGCUCUUCUCCGCGGACCGCGAGGCGAUGUCGUUGGUGUGCGAUCACCUGCGUUCGAAAGCCGCGCACGGCGUCCCGGACGCGGCGGCGACGCUGUCGCUGCUGCGGCAUCAGGCGGACGCGGAGGCGGACGAGGAGGAUGAAAAGGCGGAGCAGCGUUUGCGGGAGGAGCGCGCGCGAGCGGCGGAGCUCAAGGAGGAGCGGAAGCGGCAGCGGCAGGCGGAGAAGGUGGCCGCGGAGGCGGACGCGGUUCGUAAAAAGUUGGAGGACGAGCAGCGGAAGGCUGCUGAGGAGACCGCGGAGGCGGAGCGCCUCGCCACGCGUCUGAAGAAGCAAGAGGAGUACAAGAAGGAGCAAGAGGCGAGGAAAGCCGCGGCGGCGGCGAAGCGAGCCAAGGAAAAGGAAAAGAAAGCCGCGGCCAAGGCGCUCGCGGAGAAGGAAGCCGAGGAGGAAGCGCGCGCGCAGGCGAACAUCCUCCAAGAAGUGCAGGACAUGGUCGCGGACCUCGAGGUGAAGCGCAAGGCGGAAAACGCGGAGCGCGAGGCGCGCGAGAAGCUCGAACGCGAGGCUGCCAUCAAGGAGGAGGAAGAACGCGAGGCCAAGGAGAAAGCCGCGGAGGCGGCGGAGCUCGAACGGAAGGCGGCGCGGAAGCGCGAAGCCGCGGGGAAACAAGCCAACGUCAAGCCCGCGGCGCCGCUCUCCGCGGCGGCCGCCGCGGCCGCGGCCAAGGCGCACCUCCUCGCGCGCGACGAAGCCGAGGGCUUCGUCGGGCCGCCGACCAAGGUGACCAAGGAGGACGCCGCGGAGGGCGCGAGCUGGGCGCACACCGGCGGGUUCUUCGUGUUUCUGUGCAACGACUCCACGGAGGACGAGUGCUACGAGAGAGCGCUGUUCGGCGCGCCCGCCAAGUUCUGGGACGUCGCCGUCGAGCACGUCAAGCCCGGGACCACGCUCGUUCUGUACAACUUCGCCGCGCGCACGCUCAGCGGGCCGUACGAAGCGCUCGCCGCGCCGGGGUGGAACGAGGUCCCGGAAGGGUGGCAGGGCGGACGAGGCGCGCCGCCCGGACGGAGGUGA